GCUCUUACUUUUUAUAUCAGAUGGUGACCUCUUAAGCCUAAGUCCUGCACAACAAGGGUAACUAAUUACUUUCUUCCUGUGUGAACCUUUGUUUUCAUGGUCUUAUAAAAGUGAUUCCUUGCAUGUCCCACUCACUUUCUACUUUCAAAUAUUCCCUCCUCAAAUACAAAUAUGAUGCCACCUAUUCUUUCAUACAGUUAUUCUCCUGUAUCUUCCUCUCUUCCUACAAGAUGGCUUCACAAUUAGAGUUUUCCUGCCUAAAAAAUGCAGAGACCUCGAGUCACCGAGAUAAAUGUCCGCAUGGACUGCAAUGGGUGUGUGCAGAAGAUCAAAAAGGCGCUCAACGGCGUUACUGGGAUAUAUGAUCUCUACAUCGACUUUCCCCAGCAGAAGUUAACAAUAAUUGGAUGGGCAGAUCCUGAAAGAAUCAUCAAAGCUAUAAAGAAAGUCAGGAAAGUUGCUACCAUCUGUUCUCAUACAGAAGCACCGGAUCCGAAUUCCCAGCCAUCUGAACCACCACCACCAGCAUCAGAUGGAGGGGCACCACCACCUGAAGGAGGGGCACCACCACCAGAUGGAGGAAGCGCUCAGCCAGCUGAGCCUCCGAAAUCAGAAGCAGCACCCCCGCCACCACAAGAACCACAACAAGAUCAACCCCCACCUCCACAACCACCUGAAAAUUCACAGGAUCAAAAUCCACAACCUGACUCAAAUCCUCCAGCUGAACCCCAGCAAAGCCAGCCAACAAACACUUACAGACCAAAGGAUGUAGAGGAGGUUCAUGUGGUAUACCGCAAUCCGCCUGACUACAGUUAUAGAUAUGGUCAUAGCAACGGGUACGGACCUGGAUACAGUCAUGGCUAUGGUGGACACUGGAGCAAUCAACCAGGACCUAGUUAUAGACAUGAACGAUCCCCUCAACCUGUUUAUCAUGAGCCACCACCUCAAUCUGUUUAUCACGAGCCACAACCUCAAUCUCUUUAUCAUGAGCGUCCUAGGCCCAUCUAUCAUGAGCCACCACCUCAUCGUGUAUAUCAUGAGCCACCACCUCGUCCUACUUAUCACGACCAACCAUCUCAACCUAUUUAUCAUGAACCACCAUCUCAACCUAAUUAUCAUGAACCACCAUCACAGCCUAUUUAUCGUGAGCCACCAUCUCAACCUAUUUACCGUGAGCCAUCAUCUCAACCUAUUUAUCGUGAGCCAGCACCAAGAACUGUUUACCAUGAACAACCACCUCAACCUCUUCGCACAACUCACAGUUAUAACAUGUACAGGCCAUCAACUCCCAUCACAGAAUACCAAUAUGUACAACCACCACCACCACCACCACCACCACAAUACACAACUUAUGGCAUGAUGGACCAAUAUAAUAUGGAUCCAUAUCGGAACAGUGCUUCUAGUAAUGGGAAUGUUACAUCAAUCUUCAGUGAUGAAAAUCCAAAUGCAUGUACAAUUGUAUAGGUACAAGAAUUUCAUUGCGAAUAGAAAAUCCUAUUUCGUAGUCCAUUCAUGAUGCUUGGUUGGAAAGCUAGGUGGCCAUAGCAUAACAUUACGUGGCAGUAAUUAACAAUAUAAGCCUGUGAUAAUGCUGUGACAGGAAUAAGAUUCUUGCUUGUGGCUAGAGAAGAACUGAUGCCAAAUUCGAGGGCUGGCAUACAGCCUUGUCAAACCAAUAUAUUAAAGGAAAUACGCACAUUUAUUUUAUA
Molecule: messenger RNA, 1709 nt
Organism: Spinacia oleracea (spinach)
Lineage: Eukaryota; Viridiplantae; Streptophyta; Magnoliopsida; Caryophyllales; Amaranthaceae
Product: extensin
Exons: 3
Coding region: 265-1464 (399 amino acids)
Molecular function (GO): metal ion binding
Source: RefSeq, a predicted model, not a curated record